AUGCGUGAGACUGGCGCCUCGACGCCCCGCAGCCGCACUGGACUUAGGUUCAGGGAGAGACUCAGCAAGCUCGUCCAAAGACCAUCAUCUGCCUCUGGCAAGUCUCAUCUGAACGUCCCCGAGCUCUCGAGCCGAGACUCCUCUUCAGUGCUCAGCAUCAAGAACAGCAUAUCAGAUGGCGUCAACACCGCUUCAGAAGACUCCGUCCAAAAUAAAGCUACGUUGUCUCUUACAGAGGCCUCGACCGCCGUGUCGCCACCGUUCGAUGCAUCGAUGGGAGAUGUUUCUAGCACAACCACCUCCAUGAAUGGCCAUGUCACGCAGAUAUGGCACAGAGCUUUAGAGGCGGUCAUGAGGGAUGAAGAAGUGAAAGAAGCAGCCAUUCUGUUUGACAGCCUUCUCAAGGAACACAUGAAGCAAGAACAAGCUUCUUCGACACAACCAAAGAGCUCCUCGGAGCAAGACCCGAAGAAUAUGGAGGAUGCUCUCAGCCUAGUCGAUCGCACUUUGCAAGACGCAACGAAAGCUCAACAAGCACUGGAUACCACCUUGGGCGUAUUCGCCGUCGUAAAAGGACUAAGUUCGUUUGUGGGAUCUAUGCUAUCAGAAUGCCCACCCGCAGCUCUAGCUUGGGCUGGAGUUUGUGCCUGUAUUCCAAUCAUUGCGGCGCCUAUAGAACAACAUCAGAGUAUGAUCAAGGGCCUCAGACACAUCUACGCUCGGGCGCCCAUCUAUUUCGACCUGACCGGCAAUCUUCUCCAGAAUGGAGCCCAUAGCUCUGACUUAGGAAAUUCAAUCCGCACCAACAUCCAACCACUCUACGAAGGCAUUUUGAAGUACAUAAUGCUGAGCAUUUGCUCAGUCCAUCGCGGAAAAUUCAGUCGUUUCUGGGAAGCCAUCUCUGGCCAGGCUCAGUGGGAAACCCUUCUCAACAACAUCGAAAAAGCCGAAGAGAGUUCGUUACGAAACAUACAAACGAUUCACGGGUCCAAACUUCUGGCCGUCACCGCUCAUUUCAGCGAGAGAUACACAAGGGCAGCUGACCGUGAGGAAGAUCGGCGCAGACAUGAAUAUCUCCACGAACUGAAGGGGAUGGAUUAUAAAACUCGUCUAAAGACCACUGAACGUCGACUUGAUGGAACCUGUCAAUGGUUUCGCCAACACCCUGGGUUUAGAGGCUGGCUGGACAGCGAUGGUGGCCUACUUCUGGUCUCGGCCAGUGCCGGCUGUGGCAAGUCUGUCCUCGCCAAGUACCUCAUCGAGGAAUUGCUUCAUGAGGAAGACGAUAGCGCGACUAUCUGCUAUUUCUUUUUCAAAGAUAGCGAUCCGCAAGCAAGAAGCAGUUUGAAUGCUUCUAAAGCAAUUCUUCAUGGUUUUCUCAAGUCAAACCCUGAAAUGGUAGAUACCUGCAUGGAGGAACUGCCCAUAAUUUCUGAUAACGUCUCCAAUACGGACUUGUGGUCUGCAUUCGACAAAUUGUCAAGAGCGCAAGGUGCAGGAAGAAUCAUCUGCGUGUUGGACGCACUUGAUGAGUGUGAUCCAACUGAACGGGAUGGCUUGAUCAAUAGUCUCAAAGGCUACGUCAUCAAGAACCACAGCACAAUAGGCGCGAAGUUUAUUGUUACAACCCGAGGGUAUCCACAGAUUGUCAACUUGUUCGCCGACUUCUCUUCCAACAAGAUCCAUUUAGAUGGCGACAGUGAUGAAGAAAAGCGCCAAAUACAGAAGGAGAUCAGCAUUGUGAUGGACCAUCAAUUGAACAAGCUGGAGACGACAGUGCCGGACAUCAGCCCUGCUACAUUGGAUGUUAUACGCACAGGACUGAUCGAGAACAGCACAGAACAGAGGACAUAUCUGUGGUUGCAUCUCAUGUUUGACUACAUUCACAAGAAUAGGUUUUGUACCAGGGAAGAAUGGCGAGAAAUCUUCCGCAACCCUCCCGACACUGUCGAUCGAACUUAUGAAGGACUCUUGCAAAGUGUUACGCCACAAGCGAAGGAAAGAGUGCGCACUCUCUUGGCUCUUAUACUGGCUGCGCAGCGACCGCUAAGUAUUGCGGAGCUCAGUACUGCUGUCAACUGUCGAAUCAACACACUCGAGUCACGACGUUUUGAUCUCGAUGAUGUCCCAGACGAAAAGGAGUUUGGAUCUUGGAUGCGAUGGGAAUGUGGCUCUUUUGUCACCAUCUAUGAAGGAAAAGCCUUCUUGAUUCAUCAGACUGCCAAGGAAUUCCUUUUAGAAACGACAAAGACCGCCCGUGGGGGUUGGCAAGGUUCAAUGACGAAACACGUCAUACAUCAAUUUAUGGCCGAGUCUUGCAUAUCAUUUCUCUCACUCGAAAAGUUCCAACGACAAGAAUAUGCCGUUUCUGUGCAGACCAAAAUACCAUGGGCGGAUGAGGAUCGGACAGAAAGAUUUCUUAUUCAAGAUGCCCUGAGAGAUCGCCAUCUUGAAGCUUGCCGCUAUCUUGAAGCUCGCCAUCUUGAACCUUUUGUCGUUUAUUCAGCGAUGAACUGGAUGCACCACUUUAGGCAAUGCCAGCAAUCUGGUCUCUCUGACCGCCAAGUCACAGACGUUGGCAAGGAAUUCUUUGACCUCUACCUCAGUCUUUUCACGAAAAAACGCGCGGAAAGCUACAUAACAUGUGGUGAAUGGAGGCAGCGAGCAUGGUAUCUCAUGCUGAUGGCUUCGAAACCUCCUGGAAUAUCUUCACAAAUGGAAAUUACGCAGAAAGAAUACCAUUUGUUGUCGCCAGAGACUCUCGCAGUCUCAAGUCUUGCUUGCAUCUUCGAUCAUAGGCGUCUUCUAGUUUUCGCCUUGGAUGUGCUGGGAGAAGAAACCAUCCAUACAGCCAAUGAUCUUGCCACUGAGUUCAUCAAUACCAGGCCCGGUCUCUCGCUUCCCCAUUUUGCGGCUUGCGGAAACUCGUCGUGGUGCCUGAGCCAUCUUCAAACCCGAGGACACAAUCUAGACCUUCAAGAUUUCGUUGGUCAAACACCACUUCAUAAGGCCAUGAUGAUGGGCAAUGAACAAGUGCUUGAAGUUUUACUGAAGUUCGGUGCUUCGAAAAUUAGCUUGGACUGCUCUAACAUGACACCCCUAACCUGGGCCUUGAUAUCCAUGCCCGGUUGGAUCAAAGAAUAUAUUGCGUCUAGUGACAGCGCUGAGUCUGAGCUGCGCUCACUUCUAUACUUUUCCGCCACAUCAGAACUUCCAGGCUACGGAGACAAGAUGAGACAGAACUGGAUAACAAAGCUUCAGAAGCUGCGCGAACUGCGUUCAAGUCACAGACGCGCUGCUCGGUUGCGUCGCGAUGUCACCAAAUACUCUCCGCUACGCAUACGCAACGAGGAGCCUAACAUGUUUGCUGGUCACUUUGGAAACCUAUAUGACAACUCUUGUAACGCCCUGCAUCUCAGUGUCCAAGACGAGAAGAGAAUCCACAACACGUUGGAAUUGCUCAAACAUCAGGAGAUGGUUCAUGCAGCCGAUGACUUUGGAAAUACUCCACUUCAUACAGCGACAUUGGCAGACAAUGUCUCUGCCAUACGGGUCUUACUUGAUGCUGAACUAGACCGCUCUGUUGAUUAUAACUGCAAGGGAGAAAGGGGCGAUACCCCAUUGCACACGGCAUGUAAAAAAGGGCAUCGCCUUGCGGCCGAGGUUCUCCUACAAGCGGGGGCAGACCCGUAUAUUCGAAAUGACGACGGCUUAACGGCUGUAGAAGUCGACCGGCCGCCACAUCUCGGCGUUGGACUAGUGGAGCUGAUCCGCAAACGGGACGAAGAUGACCUCUGA
Messenger RNA from Colletotrichum siamense, 3798 nucleotides. RefSeq names its product Vegetative incompatibility protein HET-E-1. The record is from RefSeq and is a predicted model, not a curated record. The coding region runs from base 1 to 3798 and encodes 1265 amino acids. Gene Ontology annotation, molecular function: protein binding. NCBI's taxonomy places the organism in Eukaryota, Fungi, Ascomycota, Sordariomycetes, Glomerellales, Glomerellaceae. The transcript has 3 exons.